CCCACUAGCUAAUCCUAGUGGAGCUUUAUACUCCAUACACCACUCGCUCCUCGUAGUUUUUACAGGUGUUGUCGAGCAGAGGAGAGUGGCGGCUCUUUUCUUGUGCCGUUUGUCAUUUGCGGUGGUUGCGAUAUGAUCAUGGGAUCAUGCGAUUGUGGUUGUGGUCUCACCGUACCUAGCAACUACUCCAUGCUGUCCAGUGUCCACUCUUGAAUCUUGAUCGAUCAUUUCGGUGGUUUCGUCUCUCCGACCUGCUUUUGCAGCUAGUAUCAUUUUGGCGGUUGAAGCACGUAUAGUAACACUGCUCCUGGUGGCCGGUGCAGCUCAGGAACCCUGGUACUUUUCUGCUCAUUCAGUACCGCCGGAGUUCAUUCAUGGAGGCAGCAUAGCGAGGCUGCUUGACAGAUUUUUAGUUACUGCAGUGUGCAGUUCCCGCAGGGAAGGAGGAGGGGUCCCCGUCGUCCCUCUUCGUCCUUGUCGCACUAAAUGCUGCUAUUAACUGACUGCUAAAUGCUGAGCCGUGGUGGCGAGCUCCAUUAAUAAAUGCUUAUAUAUGUGUAUCUCUUCAGGCAGGACUGGCCAUGCUUGCUUCAAUUCUUGGUGAGGACGAGGCUGCCGCCCAGCUGAUCUUGCAAGGCUGCUGAUCACAUGUUCCCUUCCCCUGUUCUUGCAAAGAUUUGGUAAUUCUUUUGCUCGGAUGGCUCCGGCGGCCGUGAUGGAGGUGGAAGCAGCACCUGCGGCAGCCAAGGAGAUCAAGUCGCCGGAGGUGCUGACGAGCUCGCUGUCGUCGCUGCAACGCAAGAAGCUGGGCGCGCACUUCCUGGAGAGCGACGAGCGCCGCUUCUCCGGGAGGCGGGCCCUCGGAGGCGGCUAUGACCCGCCGUCCGCGGCCGGCACGACGCCGGUCAACAUAAGGGGCGAGCCCAUCGCCGACCUGUCGAAGACCGGCGGGUGGGUGGCCGCUUUCUUCAUCUUCGGCAACGAGAUGGCGGAGCGCAUGGCCUACUUCGGGCUCUCCGUGAACAUGGUGAUCUUCAUGUUCAAGGUGAUGCACCGGCCCUUCACCAGCUCCGCCAACGCCGUGAACAACUUCCUCGGCAUCUCCCAGGCCUCCUCCGUGUUCGGCGGCUUCCUCGCCGACGCCUACCUCGGCCGCUACUGGACCAUCGCCGUCUUCACCACCAUCUACCUGCUCGGCCUCAUCGCGCUCACGCUGACCGCCAGCGUGCCGGCGCUCGUGCCAAGCCAGGCCGGCUGCGACAAGCUUGCCAUGCUGCUGGGCGCGUGCGCUCCAGCGGAGCCCUGGCAGAUGGCGUACCUCCAGACGGCGCUCUACAUCACGGCGUUCGGCGCCGCGGGGAUCCGCCCCUGCGUGUCGUCGUUCGGCGCCGACCAGUUCGACGAGCAGAGCCCCGGGUACAAGCGCCGGCUCGACCGCUUCUUCAACCUCUUCUACCUCGCCGUCACGCUCGGCGCCAUCGCAGCCUUCACGGCGGAGGUGUACAUCCAAAUGCAGCACGGCUGGGCGGCGGCGUUCGGCACGCUGGCGCUCGCCAUGGGCGCUUCCAACGCGCUCUUCUUCGUGGGCACGCCGCUGUACAGGCACCGCGUGCCGGGGGGCAGCCCGCUGACGAGGGUGGCGCAGGUGCUCGUCGCCGCCUUCAGGAAGAGGAACGCUGCCUUCGACAGCGGCGACUACGUAGGCCUCUACGAGGUCGCCGGCGCCAAGUCCGCCAUCCGGGGGAGCGCCAAGAUCGAGCACACCGACGACUUCAGGUGGCUCGACAAGGCCGCGCUGCAGCUGGAGGGCGACUUCGCCGGCGGCGAGGAGACGGUGAACCCAUGGCGGUUGUGCACGGUGACUCAGGUGGAGGAGGUGAAGAUCCUGCUGCGGCUGUUGCCAGUGCCGGCGUGCACGGUAAUGCUGAGCGUGGUGCUGACCGAGUUCCUGACGCUGUCGGUGCAGCAGGCGUACACGCUCAACACCCACUUGGCGGCGCUGCACCUCCCCGUGGCGUGCAUGCCCGUCUUCCCCUGCCUCGCCAUCUUCCUCAUCCUGGCCUUCUACUACCAGACCUUCGCGCCGCUGGCCCGCCGCCUCACGGGCCACCCGCACGGCGCCUCCCAACUGCAGCGCGUCGGCCUGGGCCUCUUCUUCUCCAUCCUGUCCGUCGCCUGGGCGGGGCUCUUCGAGCGCUACCGCCGCGGGCACGCCAUCCGCCACGGCUACCUCGCUCUCUUCCUCACGCCCAUGCCGGACCUCAGUGCCUACUGGCUGCUCAUCCAGUACUGCCUCAUCGGCGUGGCCGAGGUGUUCUGCCUCGUCGCGCUCCUCGAGUUCCUCUACCAGGAGGCGCCCGACGCCAUGCGCAGCGUGGGCUCCGCGUACGCGGCCGUGGCGGGCGGGCUGGGGUGCUUCCUGGCCUCGGCGCUCAACAGCGCCGUCGACGCGGCGACUGGCGACGCCGCGGCGGGGCGGCCGUCGUGGCUGGCGCAGAACAUCAACGUGGGAAGGUUCGACUACCUCUACUGGUUGCUCGCCGUGCUCAGCACACUCAACCUGCUCGUCUUUCUCUACGUCGCCAAGCGAUACAGGUACAGGGUCAGGGUCGACGCGCAGGGCACGGUUAACAAGCAGUAGCCAUUGGCGCGCGAGGUCUCGCCGGAAGGAUUUGGAUCUUGUUUUGCUUUUUUUUUUAUGGAGAUUUGAAACUUGUUGGGAGACACUAGUUGUUGCCUCUCCUGUUGUAGGCUGUACCAAAGCAUCACAAGGAAUACCAUAGCAUUGGUUGUUUUUUUU
Molecule: messenger RNA, 2800 nt
Organism: Phragmites australis (common reed)
Lineage: Eukaryota; Viridiplantae; Streptophyta; Magnoliopsida; Poales; Poaceae
Product: protein NRT1/ PTR FAMILY 6.1-like
Exons: 3
Coding region: 698-2641 (647 amino acids)
Biological process (GO): oligopeptide transport; transmembrane transport
Cellular component (GO): membrane
Molecular function (GO): transmembrane transporter activity
Source: RefSeq, a predicted model, not a curated record